CUUAUCGAGAAGAGAUUGAAAUCUUGCAGAUAAUGAAUUUUUAUUAUAGAUAUGUUAUUACCUAAACAUUAUUGGUAUUACUUCUUCUUUAAGUAUAACUUUAACAAGUGUAAUUCAAAUGAAAAGAAUAUUGUGUAUUUUUUUCUUAUUCCUUAUAGGACCAGCAUGUAAUCAGUUGGUGAGCAACAUAAGAUUUCUCCAGCAUGCCACCUAUAUGCUGAAGGUGGUUGAAGAAACAGUACACGAUAUUGAGGACAACGGCUGGUGCAUUCUGAAAAUUCCAGAAAUCGUCGAGGACUUAAAUUUUUAUUUGAUUGAUCGAAACAUCACCGGGAAAGUAACGUAUAAAAAUGGCUUCGUACACACAAUAGAACAUGUCGACGUGCUCACUAGGAGCGUCCAACAGAGAUGGCUGUGGAAUGCCACCUUGGGAUCAGCCGUAGCUAGCCUAGAGAGUCAGCUGAGGCUCCACAACGUAGUCCUUGGAUUUGACGUGAUUGCCGAUAUCGAUGAGAACCGUCACCAUUACACUGCUACAGUCACGCAUGGGCUGAUAGCUGUAAAUUUUGCGGUGGUAACAUUCAUGAGUCUGAAUGAAACAGAUAUAAGAGUAACCGUGGAUCGACCACUUGCACCUGUAAAGCGAAUUUCUUAUGUACCUCAAGAUGAUAGCAGCGAUAUGAUUGGAGCUUUGUAUAAACCAGAUACUACACGAAAUCUUGUUAUGCAGUGGUCCAAAACAAUACAACCUAUGAUGGAAGACGUAGUUGUCAACAGAGUGGUGUUCCCAACGAUCUGCUACGAUUGCGCGGCGUGAUUAACUAAUUAUUUUAGUUUUAAAAUUAAGUUUCAGAUUUUGGCAAUAUGUUUAAAUAAAUUUGCUAUCCUCACAGAUGUAUAUCAGAUGAUUUUAUAUCUUAAUAUAACUC
Diatraea saccharalis (sugarcane borer) is the source of this 929-nucleotide messenger RNA. Lineage: Eukaryota; Metazoa; Arthropoda; Insecta; Lepidoptera; Crambidae. The record is from the annotation of a GenBank genome assembly.